Messenger RNA from Cryptococcus wingfieldii CBS 7118, 2655 nucleotides. RefSeq lists its product as hypothetical. The record is from RefSeq and is a predicted model, not a curated record. The transcript has 5 exons. Gene Ontology annotation, molecular function: DNA binding; zinc ion binding; DNA-binding transcription factor activity, RNA polymerase II-specific. Gene Ontology annotation, cellular component: nucleus. Gene Ontology annotation, biological process: DNA-templated transcription; regulation of DNA-templated transcription. NCBI's taxonomy places the organism in Eukaryota, Fungi, Basidiomycota, Tremellomycetes, Tremellales, Cryptococcaceae. The coding region runs from base 1 to 2655 and encodes 884 amino acids.
AUGACACUCUCCUUCCCUGUCCCGCCAUCAGACGCCCAGUCCGCCCCCUCAUCACCGCCUACCAAACGAGCAAAACUGCAAAACUACCCGACCCAGCCUCGCGCAUCAGAAUCGUCCCCCGUAAGCCCCACUACCGUACCCUCGUAUCCCUCGCCGGCAUCGAUGGACAAUCUCUCUGUGCCACAGAGCGAGUCGUCUCCUACACAGCACCAGGAGACGUCAGGACGGCAAUUUGCUGUCCCAGCAGUCCGUCGACGAGAAUCAUUCCAUUUCUCGGGUGAGAGACCGCACCCGCCUGCCGCCGGUGCCAACCAUAGCCUCAGUGGCCCCAUGCCGACGGUGCGUCUUUUGGGCACGCCCUCGGACAAGGGAAGCCCUGCACUAUCAAGCAGAUUGCCAACGGUCGACAAGGAAGAGUUGACUACCAAAGGUCGAAAAAGAAAAAGACUUGCAAAAGCUUGUAGCGCUUGUCAUAAGAAUAAAAGGCGUUGCGACGGUUUCGCACCAUGUUCGAAUUGCGAAUUCUCAAACCGUCCGUGUCAAUAUGUCAACGCUCAAGGAGAGCCUAUCCCCCCUCCUCGAACCCGAGAUUCAUCUGCUAGCGUUCCUCUCAAGAAGGAUGGUAGCAAAUCUGGUUCAAAUGAAACGUCAAGUAUCAGCCUCGGCCACGAGAGGAAGGCCAGUGGCGAGAGUAGCCAUUCUCAACAGGGAAUGGGCGAUCCAGAGUACGAGAUGCGUAGAAAACCGUCGGUCGGGCCCCUCCAGAUAGUGGAGAUGGACAUCAGCCUGAGUGCCGAGCUCGUUGAUAUCUUCUUCAAAAGAUGCCUCCCUCUUCCGAUCAUACUACACCUUCCCACCUUCAACUACCGCCUCUACCUCAAUCAAGUAUCCCCGGUUCUGCUAGACGUAAUCUACGCAUUCGCUGCUCGCCUCUGCGAGAACCCGAUAUUCCUUCAGACUCUCUCGCCGAAUCAUCUUCCCCACCACCGGGGUGAGCUGUUCGCUCUUCGAGCGCAUCGUAAUGCCGAGAGUCUCAUUCAUCAACGCAAAAAGUUUAGUGAAGAAGCUCGCAGAGCGGAUCGUGGAUCUUGGCAGGAGACUGAGCUUGCCCAGACGGCGUACCUGCUCAGCGUCUACUUUACGUGCACCCGUCAAGCCAAAUUGGGCCUGUUUUAUCUGGAAGCUGGCAUCGAUAUUCUUCGCCCCUCUCCUGUUCCCUAUAUCCAGCCACCGGCGGCUCAUCCGGGGUCGAAUCCUGUCGAAUUUACAACACAUAUGGAGACUCGAAACAGGACGUUCUGGGCUUUGGUCCUGCAUGAUCUGUGCGCAUCGACGAAUGGGCGUCCGAGAAAGUUGACAGAGGCCGAUCUGGGGACGAUACCACUUCCUGGAAGUGAAACGCAAUGGGCUAGAUGGGGUGGCAGCGGGCCUAAUGGACGUGAGCCCGGAAGGCGAGAUGGUCUGGUUCCAGGGACUGGGAGCUGGUCUGACGAGGAAGGCUCGGUAGGAGAGGUCGGUCACGUGAUCCGGAUUCUUUCCAUUCUAGCUGAUAUCAUGGCCCUUGCAACUGAUUCCAGCUCUGGAGAAUCCAAGCAAGUUUUUGCGCUACGCCUCGAGGGUGCGCUGAAGAACUGGGCCAUGAGCCUUCCUCGCCACAUGCAUUUCAACGAGUCCAACCUUACGCACGCUCUCGGAAAGCUUGCGUCCCAGGUGCCCGAGGCCAAGACGUCUGGCUGGAUGUAUGCGUACAUGCACGCUGCCGCCGAGUGUGGGAUGUUUUAUCUCCAGGCGGCUGUAGCGCCUGCCAGUGACAGCGUUGUCACUGCCCGCAGGCAAAGCCAAGCCAUCGAAAACUUGAUCGUCAUCAUGGACACGAUUGGUCUCGCUGGUCGAGAAGGAAGCUGCUUUGUAUUUCCACUUUUUGUCAUUUCAAACUGGCAAGACCACUUAGAAAAAUCCGAAUUCUUGAUCCGUGAUGUCAAGCAUCAUCUCACUGAGGAGAGGUUGAAUCUUUGGUGGGCUGAAAAGAUCCGAGAAUGGGGCAUCGAUCAGCACGAGGUUCUACAGCGUGGCUUCUACGCUCUACCCUUUCCCUCUACCGCUUCCUCCCCGAGCUUUCAUCAGACCCGAAUGCCUUCCGUGGAGACGCCCUCGAGCCUGGGGCUUUAUCAGACUUCGCCCCGAGGUCGGGCAUCCAUAUACUCUGUAACGGCCAUAUCUCCAUCAUCUAGCGCGGUAAAUUCCACUCCACUCUUUUCAGGCAAUCCUCGUCUAAGCUUGCCGAGUCUCCCUCCGUUCCGGCCCAGAGCUACGUCCGGUGCUAGCACCAUGUCAUAUCAUGGCGGUCGCUCUCCAUCACCGCCCCACCAUUUGCCGUACGUCAACACGUCGUCAGACAGGGAACGAGAUUCGGUCACUCUACCACCGCUCUCGGUCGGACUGAGCAGUUUCAGAGAACCUCCUAGCCCCAGACACCCCUUGUCCCAGAGUAUCAGCAGUCGGUACCUUCCAAAGAGCCACCCCUAUGUCAGAGAGAGGUCGCAGUCUCCUCGAGAGACUGGACGACAUGGCGAAGGGAUGUCUGGUAUUGCGGCUCUCGUCAGCGUCGCUGAGAGGGAACGGGAGAAAGAGAUUGCCAAGGAAGGUAGGAGUUGA